GUAAAUUGUCAGGGUACGAUUCAAAAAUACGACCAAAAGUUGAGAACCGUCGACAGAUUUAUGCAGGCUACCUCUGAACGCCUAAAAGCCACCGAAACAAAAACGAGUGAGGAUCGCCAGGCCAUGUUAAAUCGAACAACAAUUGUUUUUGAAGAUGUUCAAAUUGAGGUUAAGAAUCUUUCCAUGAAGCAAGAAGACCUCAGUAACUCAGUUUCUAAACUAGAGGGCUGGGCAAGGAAGAUCGAGGGUGAUCAGCUAAAUAUGACAUCAACGCUGGCUUAUGUUAUGGAUACAUCAAAAGAAAAGAAUGAUAAUCGGCAUGAUAAUGGAAAGAGUAUAGUUGCAUUUACUGCGGGCUAUGACCAAUUUUCACAACAAGAUACAACGAGAACCGAUAUGGUAUUCCCAAAGGUCAUCACAAACGUUGGAGGAGGUUAUAACCCACGUGAUGGGAUUUUUACAGCACCCUUUAAUGGAAGCUAUGUUUUCUACACAACCAUUGUGUCCUGGGAUAAUGGAAAAAUAGCGACAGAUAUAGUUUUGAAUGGUAAAAGUCAAGUCAGAACAUUUGCAGAUAGCAGAGGAUUCCAGAACAAAAACCAAGAAUACAUUUACCAAACUGGAACCAACUUGGCUUGCCUAAGUUUACAGUCUGGAGAUAGAGUUUGGGUUAGGAAGUUUUCUGGAGUUGGUUUUAUCGUUCAUCCGGUGCCCAUGCACACAUUUUCAGGAUUUAUGCUGCAUAAUUAACACUUCUGUUUUAAAAAAGAACAUGCCGUUAUUGGUCUUUCCACAUGG
Saccostrea cuccullata (small rock oyster) is the source of this 798-nucleotide messenger RNA. Its product is annotated as complement C1q-like protein 3. The record is from RefSeq and is a predicted model, not a curated record. The coding region runs from base 61 to 750 and encodes 229 amino acids. Gene Ontology annotation, molecular function: protein binding. The transcript is spliced from 2 exons. Lineage: Eukaryota; Metazoa; Mollusca; Bivalvia; Ostreida; Ostreidae.